AUGCAAGUUUUGGAUCAGCACUGGCACACGGCUUGCCUAAAGUGUAUGGAUUGCGGUAUCUAUUUGUCUGACAAGUGUUUCAUUCGCACGGAUGAAGUUUACUGCAAAACGGACUUUUUUCGACGGUUCGGAACAAAAUGCGCCGGCUGCGAGAAAGGCAUUCCACCGUCGGAAGUGGUUCGAACCGCGCAGUCCAAUGUCUAUCACAUGGACUGUUUCGUUUGUGUGGUGUGCGAUCGUAUGCUCAAUACCGGAGAUGAAUUCUAUCUGUUACGAGAUCGUAAACUGAUGUGCAAAUUCGAUUUCGAGGCUGCAAAAGCCAGAGCAAUUCGUUUCUAUCCACUCCAGGCUAGGCACUCAAACGAAUCGAGAGGAUGGUCUAAACGUGGGUUUAGAUUUGUUCUAAAUAUUUACGUUUUCACUUGGUAUAGCGCUAAAGAGAAACGUUUGAAGAAGGAUGCUGGACGACAUUUGUGGGCAAUUUCAAAUUCCGUUCUGCUUGACGCAUCCAUGGACACACUUGGUGCGUUCCGCAGUGGAACCGCUCGGGAACUCGGUGAACAUGAGCCGUCGUCGAAACGGCUAUCCGAAACUUAUAGCUUCGCGGAUGAUUCAAUCAGUGGGGAUGGUUACACGUCACGUGACGAUCUGCAACAAGACGGUUUGAGUGACAACGACAGCCUCUACUCAGAAGAUCCGGAUAACAGUGGCGAGUCAGAACUAAUCACUGGUGCUGAUCAUCUGAUGCCGGACAAAUACAGCCAACCUCUGACUCCAAAUGACGCCUCUUUGGAAGCCAAUCCGAGCGCGAUCGAACAAACCACAAACAGUUGUCACACCUCAGCUGACCUCGGUCCGCGUUGGGCUACGCACACUUUGAAACCCAUUUGCGGCACACGAACACCUGGAACAUCGGAUCUCGAUCCUCGAGGUACGGAAUUACCGUUACCGGCAUUUUUAUCCCAAAUGCACGGAAUCACACAAUCAAGCGAUUCGAUCAAACCGUACGGAGUAGGCUGGGAUUCCGCGCAGUGCAAACCGUCGGUUCUCCUUCCGAAUACCGGGCCCGAUUUCUCGUUUGGUCAAACUUAUCAACUGCCCAGAGUGAGUAGUCGAAAUCUAAUCUCAUUGCCAUACACCGAUGGUUUGAAUGGCACCACACCGUCAGUGAGUGAAACUCCAUUAACUUCUACAAAUACCGGUCUACCUGUCAAACCCUUCUCGCUUGCUCCGGUAUAUCCAACUGCGCCGUUCUGGAGUUCCGUGAUUUGA
This is a messenger RNA of Echinostoma caproni, 1272 nucleotides long. Lineage: Eukaryota; Metazoa; Platyhelminthes; Trematoda; Plagiorchiida; Echinostomatidae. The record is from the annotation of a GenBank genome assembly.